AUGGCGGAGACAAGAAAGACCCUUCCCCCUCCAAGCCGACGGCGAGACAAGCCACAGUUAUCCUGCAAUCUGUGCAGGAGAAGAAAAUUACGAUGUGACCGAGGCCACCCAUGUGGAUCUUGUCGUCACCGGGGCCUCUCGCUCUCUUGUACAUACUCUCCCACGAGCCCAGCUGAGACUAGGCAUAUCACAAAGGAGACACGGCCGCCAUCUCAUCCUGGCCUCACAGAACGAAUCAGUCAACUGGAGAAAUUGAUCUCUUCCUUUGUGGAUGAUCCAAAUGCCCGAAGGCAGGCUGGCCAGUUUGACAACUCGGGCUUAACUGGUGAUGUCAGGGUCAAAGAGCCACAGCCAACCAACUCGGACGGUGCAGCUGAUCCAUCAGAUUCUUUCGGUCAUAUCUCAUUGCGGGAUAGUAAGACUAAAUAUGUACAGGAUACCCAUUGGACAGCAAUUCUAGAUGGGAUUGCAGAGCUCAAAAGCUCGGUGCAUGAUGAAGCAGGGAGAUCUUCAGAGCUUUCAGCUCCGGCAUCUUCUUCCCCGGAGAUACUGUUCCCUAGCUGUGACCCAGCAACUCAUAGUGAAAUAUUGAGAGAUCUUCCUUCACGAGAAGGAUUCUGGGAAACCCCACAGGAGACACAUAUCAUGUGGGUUGGAAAGCUAUACGGCAUUCUAUCUCUGGCUUUGAUCUUUCAAGGAAACGACGAGUGUUUUCUAGAAGACCAGAGAAGGUUGAUUGAAAAAUUCGACCUAAAAAUCAAACAAUGUUUAGUGCUUGGGAGAUACCAGGAUUGUCCACCAGAUACAAUUGAGACUAUCUGCGGUACUCUGAACACCCAAUUUCAUCAAUCCGGGGAUGGCGAGAUGAGCAGUUUGGUCAUUCUGGGAGUUCUCGUGCGUAUGGCCCAGCGCAUGGGCUAUCAUCGCGACGCCUCUCAUUUUCCUCACAUCUCACCUUUCCAUGGCGAAAUGAGAAGAAGAGUCUGGGCAAUUAUUAAAGAUCUCGAUGUGAUGUUAUCUCUGUCCGCUGGACUCCCUCGCAUACUACGAGAAUUUCAAUCUGACACAGCUCCUCCUCAUAAUCUUUUGGACGCAGAUUUUGAUGAAGAUCUAUCAGAACUACCACCUUCCCGUCCUGAAUCAUUCCAGACUCCUUGUCAGUGGCUCGUUGCAAAGAAUAAGCUCACUUCAAUGCUCGGGAUCAUAUCAGACUUCGUCACGUCCAUCCGCCGACCGAGCUAUUCAGAAGUUAUGCGGCUGGACAAAAUGCUACACGAAACAUACUCAUCCACUCCGCAACAUCUUCAUGAGCGACCUCUCCAGAAGUCUCUCAUGGAUACCUCAGAAACACUUCUCCAUCGAAUUCAGCUUGUUUCCUUGUACUCAAAGGCAAGGUGCCUUUUACAUUAUCGCUACUUGGCGCCCGCGAGAACCGACCACCGAUAUGCUUACUCUCGCGAUAGUUGUCUUGAAGCAUCGCUGAAAAUUCUUCAGUACCAACAUAUGAUGUACCAGGAAUCACAGCCUAGUGGACGCCUAUAUAAUGAAAGAUGGAAGGUCAAAUCACCGAUCAUGCGAGGAGUUAUCAUGCUAGCAACAACCUUGAUCUGUCUGGAGCUGAAUUAUGAGCUUUCGAGCGACUCCACAGCCAAGAAAAAGCAGAUAGCACUACCCGGAAACGUAACGCAUCGGCUAAUCCAGGCCCUUCAACAAUCCCACAAAAUCUGGUCCGAUCAAAAGGAUCUACAUCACGACAUUCCACGGACGAUACAAGCAAUCGAUGUCAUUUUCAAAAAGCUUGAAAAACAGCAGAACGAGACCCCAAAGCAAGCAGCUAGUAGCGUAACUCAACCGUCGAAUAAGGGGCCUUUCUAUGAUUCAACAAUGGGUAUGAGCUCUAUGCGUCAGAUAUCUGGGACAGACCAGCUAAUGUGA
This is a messenger RNA of Penicillium malachiteum, 1935 nucleotides long. Its product is annotated as transcription factor. Bases 1 to 1935 code for a protein of 644 amino acids. Gene Ontology annotation, cellular component: nucleus. NCBI's taxonomy places the organism in Eukaryota, Fungi, Ascomycota, Eurotiomycetes, Eurotiales, Aspergillaceae. Gene Ontology annotation, molecular function: DNA-binding transcription factor activity, RNA polymerase II-specific; zinc ion binding; DNA binding. The transcript is spliced from 4 exons. Gene Ontology annotation, biological process: regulation of DNA-templated transcription; DNA-templated transcription. The record is from RefSeq and is a predicted model, not a curated record.